UUUUACUAAGUAUUGAUUUAUGGCUGACGCACAAACCGUGCAGGCCAAGAAAGGGAUAAAAAAAAAGGAUUGAUUUGUUUUGAUUGUGAAUAAAAGCAAUUCAUAAUCCAUUUAAUUUACACUACAAUUAAUUUAUAAAGCUUAAAGGUUUUGGUAUCUUGUACGAUGUCAUCAAUUAUUCAAAGAGACGACAACAUUCCACUAGCUGACGAUGAUCCUCAAGUAAUUAUUAGCGAUGAAGUUGAUAAUAAUCGUUUGGACCACGGAAGGUCCAUGGACUCUUUACCGAGCUCUUACACAGGAUCUUCAAGUCCAGGAUUGAAUGGUCCCCCAAGCUUUGAACCUGAUUCAGGAAUUGAUGAACAAGAAGAAAAGGCCCGGCUCAUCUCCCAAGUUUUGGAGUUACAAAAUACUUUAGAUGAUUUGUCACAAAGAGUGGACUCUGUCAAAGAAGAAAAUUUAAAACUGCGUUCGGAAAAUCAAGUGCUAGGUCAAUACAUUGAAAAUCUCAUGUCUGCAUCAUCUGUCUUUCAAUCAACAACAUCUGCAAAACAGUAAAAUAUUUAUUAUCUUUCUAGGUACAUAGUAUUGACUUAUAUACUCUAUCAAAUAUUUCACUCUGGAGGUGUAAUGAUUAAUUGUCUAUUUCUAUAGAUUGUUUUUGGGCACAAAUAGCUUAAUAAUAUAUUUCUCAGAGGUUAAAUGCUGCUUAUGCAUAAUUAUGAUGACGAGCCAUAACUAUUUAAAGUAAUGUUGCAAUGCCUAAGUGUAAAAGUGCAUUAUAAAUUACUUAGCCUAUUGAUGAUGAUUUUUGUGUAUUUUAUUUUUAUGUUGCUUCAUGAAUUUAAGCAGUAUUGUUAAAUUGUGUAAGAAUAAAAUAUUCUGUUGCCUAUGUAGGCAAUUCCAAUUUCCAAUUUGUAUUUAUCAGAUACCCAAUUUUGUAAUAAAGGCUUCAUGGUAUGUCAUUGUAGAUUUAUAAAAUAUGUAACUAUAGAAUUAAUAUUUUAAGCUUUUAAAUAUUUAUUAAAAUGUAUUUAAAGUUUGUAUCAUUAUCAUAGUUAUUAGCCACUAUAUGAUCAUUAUUUAUUUUGCCUAUA
Molecule: messenger RNA, 1097 nt
Organism: Pieris brassicae (large cabbage white)
Lineage: Eukaryota; Metazoa; Arthropoda; Insecta; Lepidoptera; Pieridae
Product: short coiled-coil protein homolog
Exons: 2
Coding region: 166-558 (130 amino acids)
Cellular component (GO): trans-Golgi network
Source: RefSeq, a predicted model, not a curated record